UUCGCGCCAUCGGUGGCCAUCUAAAUAGUUUCAACAGUGCCUUGUUAACUACAACAACAAAAAGAAACCGACGACGUAAAAACAAAAAAAAAAUAGAAUCGAUUGAAUUGAAUUUCCAAGAAAGAAACAUAAAGAAAAAGGAAAUUAAUCAGCGAUAUAUUCAAACUAGUGAAGCAAUCCGAGAAAAAAACGAAACCGAAACCAAAACUGCUGUGUAUGAUUUCAUCGUCGAGACGACAACAACAACAACAACAGCAGCAGUAUCAACAAGAAAUCAGAACAAACGCCAAUUUAGAUGCUUUUGUAGCACAAAAUCGAAUCUUUCUCCCGCGAAGCACGAAGAAAAAACAAAAAAGCGACAAAAAACGAAUGCUUCGACAGCGCACAAAAAAUGAACUUAUUAAAAAUAAUUUAGUGUUGGUUCGGUUAGUAAAAUAAAUAAAAAAAUCGAGAAGAAAAAGAAGAAGAAGAAGAGGUAACAACAGAAAAUAUUGUUUUGUUUGUAUGUGCGCGCGCGCGAAACAACGUUAACGAAGCAGAAAAAUUGUAUGUAUUUGCAACGCGAUCGGCAGAACGAUCAUCCAACAGAAAGUAACAGCAAGCAUAACAACAAGAAAAAGGUAGACGAAGUCAAGUGAAUUGGAAUUUGUGCGGAUUUUUCGGUUUGUUGUUCGGUUUGCUUGUAUGAGGAAUCGGUUGUUGUGUGUUUUUUCCUUUCUCGGACGAACAACGCACAAAUACACCCAAACGAGUGUUUGCGAACAAUUUUCCCAUAUUGAAUCUUGGUUGGCGUGCAGUGUGAAUUGAUUGUGGUGCACGUAUGUGCCCAUCAAUUCCACUAUUUUGAUACACAAAAAUUGAACCAGACUAUCAGAACACAUACACACACCCACACCCACACACAUAGAUAAACAACCAACAAUAAUCAUCGCUCAUUGUUCGAACGACUGAUUUUCAAACGAUGAAUUCGUUUUGGAUACACAUUUUUAUUGGCGCCGUUGCUAUUUUACACAGUUGUUCAUGUGAAAAACGUCUUAUUGAAUAUGCGCCUCCAUGGCAGCCUGUAGCAAUACCAGCGGCAGCUCCACAAUUAAUCAGCAUUGGAAAUUUUGACGCUACGAAUAAGGCGCAAAUCGCACAAAUUGCCCAUCACAAUGCACAAAUACUGCGACAAAUCAAAGGACUUCAUCCACCGGUGACGCAAUACUUGAAUCCAUUCCCCGUUUUUCCAUCGGCCAAUUCACCCAAACAUGUCGUUAUGGCAGCCAGCGCUUUGCCAUCUCAUCAUGGUAACGUGCCAACAACGCAGCAUCUUCUAUCGAGCAGUUCGAAUGUUGCUCAAACGGUGAUGCCACAAACGAUCAUGAAAUCAUAUCUUGGUGGCAAGCCCACAUACAUCAGCGCUGGCAAACCAUCCGAAUUUAAAUUCUUCAAUGGAAUGGCAUCCACGUCAAAAGUUCCGCCUGUUUUUCUGAGCCAAGCCAGUAGUAGCAUGCCUUCGUUGCAAUUAUUCACCACCACAAGCCGUGUGCCAAUGUUAAGAGAUGUUACGUUGAGUUCACCAUCGUCGAUGUUUAAAUCGACUCAAUUGCCCAAUCCACCGAAAUACCAACCACACAUGGCAUUUGGACCCGCACACCGGCCAGCUCCACCCAAUCAAAUUCCCGGCCAAAUUCUCUCAUCGUUCACGCAUUUUGGACCGGCCGCACCGCAAAUACUACGCGGCGAACCGAAACAACGUAUUCGAGCCAAUUUCCUAACAGCACCAUUUGACCACUAUCAUUUUGGCCAAACGCUUGGCAAUCCAUAUGCAGGUCAUUUAACUCCCGGCGGUCAUUUUGUAGCGAAGAAUAAUUUUGCAAAUUCACUGUAUUUCCCUCACAAUGGUCUCGGUUCAUAUCAACUGACCAACACAUUCAUUGCAAGCCCACAAAAACCAAACUCACAACCAUUUGUGCAAUCACCACAACAGCAUGGACCACUUGCACAGCCAGUUGGCCCACCACAAUUGCCCGAAACUCAACCAUCUUAUUUACCGCAAUUACCAACUGUGCCGCCAAGUGUUUUGUCACCAUUCUUCCAAGUGCAGCAAAAGCAACAAGAGCAAUCCACAACCGCAGCACCGCAAAUUAUCCAAGAAUCACCACAAAACAGUUAUUCGAAUACAUUCCUGUUGAACGAUGAGUAUACAAUCAAUUUGGUACCGCCACCACCAUACAAACACACCGAAUCGACUCGAUUCCGAUUGCGUCAACCGCCAGCCUCAACGUCAUCCGCACUCAAUUCCGUGCCAAGCACAAAUUCAACGCCAAUUGGUCCACCAGGCAACGAUGUAUUCGACGAUGAACAGAAAAAAGCAAUGGACAUUCUAACGAAGUACAAUAUUCCGGCAAUUUCACCAUUGCAAGAUGCAAACCGUUUUGCAUAUAAUUCCGGUCAAUUUGCACAUACCAGCACAACAGCACCGACUCCAUCGUAUUCCGAUGAGCAUAUAUUCCAGCGAUGGCCGGCAAAUGAUAAUAUUCUUGCGAAUUCACCUUCGUUCACCACGGAAAAACCGAAUAUCUUCCGUAAUUUGAAUCGACCAAUGGAAAGUGAAUAUCAUCAGCACAAAGUAAUGCAUCCAGGUUAUACGGGAGCACGGCGACCAUUGGCACCAUCUACCACACCAUUCUUACCAACGCCCGAUUCAUUGAACAAUGCAAUCACACAUAGUUUCUUUACCAUUGAAGAUGCAAUUACAAUCUCACCACAUUCACACUACAACCGGCGACCGGUAAAGCCGACGAAUACCAAUGAAAUUGAAGCCAGUAUCAAACGACCAUCGAAUGAUAUCUACACGGAAUCCGCUUCAGUUGAUCCAUUCCCCGAUUUCGAAAAGAAUAUCGGAGAAGAGAUCGUAACAGUGCCACCACCACCACCAUCACCACCAUCCACCUCAACACCACGGCCACGCAAUAAAUUGCGCCGCAAGCGCCCACGACCAACAACCGAAAGCACAUCGACCGUUUAUACUGAACCAAAUAACAAUCAAAUCAAAUUGUCCGAUUUCGAUGAACCAAGCAAUGAAGUGUUGGCCACUGAAAUGCCGAAAAAUCAUAAGGAAUACACGGCCACCAGAGAUCGCGGACAAUUGAUUCAAUACACCAGAGAAACAACGACCGAAGUGCCACGUGAAUCAUCGACAAGCGGAUAUCGCAAUAGCAACCGUGUACGAAAUCGAACACGCAUUUCAACACCAUUCGAAUCACGAUUCGAGUCAAGCACAACCGCAUCACCACUCAGACCAAAACGACCAUAUAAUCCGGAGAAUCGACGACCAAACAACCGUUUUGAAGAUAAUAAAAUACAACGCCAACGACCACUAGCUGAAAAGUCCACCCGGGUUCCGCUUGAGGAAAACGAACAAACCACAAUUGGACAACGCGAGUACAGUCGACCAUCGCGUAGACCAUUGACAACACAACAGGCCAUUCCAAUUUCGACAACGUUACAGGAUGAAACCGAAACCCAUGACUUCUUUUUGGACACAAAACUUACGAACCGAAUCAGAAACAGUAGCCCAUCAUCGGUUAUAACCACAUCUUUGCUAACACCGACCAUUGAUAGUGGUCGUCUCGACGACAUCCAAUCAGUAUUGUCAACUCGAUUGAAUAUUGCAAAUGAGCCAAUCUCAACGCAUGAACCAGAAGAUUCAACGAACGGUGGUGAGGAAGAAGCGGGCACAUUGGAGCCACAAACUCCGGAUAGCAUAUCGUCAUUUAGUAGCCCAUCGUCAUCAGCAUCGACAUCAACAUCAUCAACAUCAACGAUCAGUUCAAGCUCAACGUCAUCGGAAAAGAGUGAAAUCAGCAAUGAAUCGAUAGCGUCGCCCGAUUCGGGUCCCGUUUACAUUCGUGACGAGAACAAACUUGAGUUGGGCAAUUUCCGAACUCGGCAACGCAUGCGAAACAAGGAGAAAAUCUUGGAAGCGGUCGCUGCUGCAACAUCUUCACAAACGAAAGCGGUUACCAAAGAUCGUGGUCAUGGAUUUGCCCAUCAUCAAAACGAUGUGAAUGACAUUGAAAAUGAAUCGUCUUCAACUGAAAAAGAACCGCGGCUUCGUGUACGAUUGCCGGUGUACAAAGCUGGUACGAAGCAAAGCAGCGAAGAAGUGCAGUUCAGCAAUGUUACAAAAGCAAUUCGAUUGAAUGGAACGAACAAAUUCGAUCCAAAGAAUCGGCCACGGUUCAGUAUCAAAGAGUACAGACAACGAAUGAGCUCAACCACACCAACACCCGAUCAAUCGUCAUCGAAUAUUGUUUCAACAACGGCAUCAUACACACGACUUCGAUUCCCAACACGACAACGUGUUCUUCCAUCGGAAUUGAAGAAUCGAACAGUAGAAUCGAACAAAAUCGAUGAAAAACCGAAUAUAAUUUAUCCAGAAAAGUCGACGGCCGAACCAUCAUCAACGGAAUCGGGUGUGUCAACGGAGACAACACGAAAACGCUUUGUGCCAAAGGAUCGUUUUAGCAGCCGAUUGAAAACGACCACCGAAACCGUGGUCGAAGGUCAAACAAAUUCAUCGCCCACCACACCAUCGGUGACUACGGCCAAACCACCAGUUCGUCGUGUAAGCACCAGACGAGACUCACUGAUCAAUCGCAACCGAUCGAGUUCAACCACCACCGACAAUCCAUCCGACACAUCGAGCACCGUAUCACGAAUUCCAAUAAUUCGAAAUGGCACCGUUCCACUGAGACGCCUCCAACCACCAAGCCUGCGGCAACGUAUUCAAACCCAAAAGAAAAAAGAGGGCACGUCAUCGACAACCAGCACUGACGAAUCGCUCAACGAUUUAGCUGUCGAAGGGUCAUCCGAAGAUAAAGUUCGAUUGAGCAGCAAUGAAGUGGUGCCAAGCAGCACCAGCACCAGCACUGAAGAAUAUAAACAUGAAACAGCGAUUAUGAAAAUCGCCAAAGACGAUCAUUCCUAUCGGCCGUACAAAGAGAAAGCGACAACGGAAAAAACCAAAACCGAAUCAUCAAGUUCAGAGAACGAUUUGAACGACAGCCCAUCCGAGCAAUCGGAACGCGUUGCUGAGCUCACAAUAUUCGGCAGCAAUCAAUUCAAUUCGGUGAAUACGGGAAGCGCAUCACGGCGCAUUCCCGGCUAUUUCACAUUAGCCACUGAAGAUCCAAUUUUACCAAUCGAAGCCUUUUUCCCCCAAGUCAAACGAAAUAAGUAAAUGAAAUGAAUGAAUGAAAGAAAAUAGGAGUAAAACAAACCUUCUAAGUUCCGAAUCGCGCUAAUUUUAAACACGAACGCUUUCGCAUACGGAAACGCGUUCCUCUCUCAAAUGUUAACGACCAGAUCGUAGAAUUUUCGCUUUUUUUCCCCUUUCUCUCCUGAUGUGAAAAAGUCGAACUUUCUUUAGUAGAGAUACACCUAAAACAACCAUUUUUGCAUCUAAUGCACAAUUUCGGAAUAAAUUUGAAAAAUAACGUUGAAUAAUGAAAAUUCACGACGUUUGAACCAAAACUAAACUUUUGUUCCGAAAUUAUGUAAAUUUCCCUUGGAACAAUUAUUUCACAACCAAUGCAAAAUCUUUGGUAUUUUUACAUUUCUUGUGCAUUAAACGAACCAGAGGAGAAAAAAGGUUGAUGAACAACAAAAAAACACCACUCACGACUCUCUGAACGAUAUACCCAGCUCAAGAACACAGUCUUAAUUUUUUCGAUACAUGUGAAAACGAAGAUUUUCGUUCGAUGAAAAUUUACCGUUAUCCACUUAAUAAUCGCAAAAUGUUGAGGAACAAUUGUGGCUACGAAUAACGAUGCAAAUACACUGCAAAAUAUUGUUUGAACUUAAACAUAAAUCCAUGAUCACCACCGUAAAAUUCCCAAUCAGAAUGGCUGCUAAUUCCACACAUAUUCCAAUGAAAUAUGUCACCAAAAUCAACAGCACAUUUUUACAUCGAAAUCAAUCCCCAACACAACAAUCAAACUACACAUCGAAUAAAUACAUCCAUCCGAUCAUAGACCGCGUCGAGAGUUGAACUGCUGAAAAUAAGAUAUCCAAAGCUAACUAAUUUGUUUCUUUUUUUUUAGAAGAAAAGAAAGCAUGAAAUCAUUGAAAAGAAGCACGUCUAGGCAUUAGGAAAAAAUAAAUUCAUUAUAAAGAUAAUUUUUAAGUAGACAAUAAUUUCUUUAAAAAAAAAGUAGAAAAAUUACGCAAUCCAAAAAAAAUACAUCCCUUGUAACAUUCGAAAAUCGAUAAGAAAUGAAAUGUGUAUGUUAUGUUAAUUAAUGUAAAGCAUUAAAAAAAGGCAUCAAUUAGAUAUUUAUCUUUAAUUUAUACAACGACUGGCUUUUGACAUGUUUUUUCAUACGAAGCCACAACGAAAAUACCUUUAAUUGAAGAAACAGAAAAAAAACACGACAAAGCAAAUUAUUUUUGACGUGAGCGAUUGAAAAGGUGACUCGUGCGCGCAAUAUUUCAAUUGAUUUUUUCAAAGAGGAACAAAUCCGUUGCACUUGUCAUACGAAAACGAAAUCGGAAAUUUUUCACAAGUUGCCGAUUUCUAGUUUUCACAAUAUUUGUUUGUGUGUUUUUUAUAUGGAGACAACGAUUUUGUACUUUUGUGAUAAGUGAAACCUAUUAAACAUAGCAAUCGAUACGGCAUGUUGUUGUUUCUCUUGUAACGAUUGAACAACUUAAUUUAUAAAUCUUUUUUUUAAACUAACUGUUUCGAUGUUUUUGUACAUAAAAUGGAAAAAUGCUAAAAAAUAACAUGAAUAAUUAGACAAUUUAUAUGUAAAAGAAGAAAAUAAAAAGAAAAAAAAAAUAAUGUCAACAGCAACAACAAUGAAAUCUAUUGAUCGAUUUAUCAUUUCAUUACAUUUGAUAGAACAAGAGAUAGAAAUUGCAUGUAAAAUUAUCGAUAUUUUCUAAGCAAACAGAAAAAUUAUGGAUUCUAAUAAAAUGA
Sitodiplosis mosellana (orange wheat blossom midge) is the source of this 6970-nucleotide messenger RNA. RefSeq names its product mucin-2-like. Lineage: Eukaryota; Metazoa; Arthropoda; Insecta; Diptera; Cecidomyiidae. The record is from RefSeq and is a predicted model, not a curated record. Bases 962 to 5230 code for a protein of 1422 amino acids. The transcript is spliced from 10 exons.